AUGGUGGUCGUACCCUAUGCAGACGGAGAAUACCACUCGGCUUCGGAUUUCGAGAGAGGAAACUUAGGCCCGUUAAGCAGCAAGACUAGUGCCGAUGGUGGCAGUGCCAAUUCCGGCCACGGUUCUGCCAACCACGAUCAUGGCGAAGUCCAAGGCGCUGGCUUGGAGGGCAACUCCACCCAGGAGGAUAAUGGUACCCAGAACAAAGCCCAGUCGACGUCUCUCAUGCCAGAUAAACCACCAAGAGACGAAGAAGUUGCCAAUGACAUUGCCCUAGCUGAUCAUACUAGCCACGACGCCUUCCCACCCACUGGACAGGUGGAGGUAAUUGUCGAAUUUUAG
Messenger RNA from Fonsecaea pedrosoi CBS 271.37, 342 nucleotides. RefSeq lists its product as uncharacterized. NCBI's taxonomy places the organism in Eukaryota, Fungi, Ascomycota, Eurotiomycetes, Chaetothyriales, Herpotrichiellaceae. The transcript has a single exon. The coding region runs from base 1 to 342 and encodes 113 amino acids. The record is from RefSeq and is a predicted model, not a curated record.